Molecule: messenger RNA, 4332 nt
Organism: Dipodomys ordii (Ord's kangaroo rat)
Lineage: Eukaryota; Metazoa; Chordata; Mammalia; Rodentia; Heteromyidae
Gene: Grm7
Product: glutamate receptor, metabotropic 7
Exons: 11
Coding region: 346-3102 (918 amino acids)
Biological process (GO): G protein-coupled glutamate receptor signaling pathway; regulation of synaptic transmission, glutamatergic
Cellular component (GO): membrane
Molecular function (GO): group III metabotropic glutamate receptor activity
Source: RefSeq, a predicted model, not a curated record
AGUGCUGGGCUGGUUUGGCGAGCCCCAGCGAGCUGAGCAGCGCCCGCGCGCGAGCGAGCAAGCGCGCCGUGCGCUGGCCCGAGGGGGGGGAACCGAACCAAGAUCGCUCAGGCGCCCCAGGCUGGCAGGAGCUACGGAGGGGGACCCCAUCACACACGCCCUCUCUCCAGCUGCCCCUCCUCGGGUACCUCCCUCCCCCCACCCCCAACCGAUCUUGCACGGCACAAAGUCCCACCCCGGGCUUCCCCCUAGAAAGAGCUCACCUCCAGGAGUUCCGGACCUAAGCGAGCUCACAGGUCCCCUUCCCGGGGCCGCUGCCGCCGCCGCAGCCGCAGCCCGGGCAGCAUGGUCCAGCUCCGCGUCCUGACUUUGAUGAACUUCCCCUGCUGCGUCCUGGAGGUGCUGCUGUGCGCGCUGGCGGCGGCGGCGCGCGGCCAGGAGAUGUACGCCCCGCACUCCAUCCGGAUCGAGGGGGACGUCACCCUCGGGGGGCUGUUCCCCGUGCACGCCAAGGGUCCCAGCGGAGUGCCCUGCGGGGACAUCAAGAGGGAGAACGGGAUCCACAGGCUGGAAGCGAUGCUGUACGCCCUGGAUCAGAUCAACAGCGAUCCCAACCUGCUGCCCAACGUGACGCUGGGCGCGCGGAUCCUGGACACUUGUUCCAGGGACACUUAUGCGCUCGAACAGUCGCUCACUUUCGUCCAGGCGCUCAUCCAGAAGGACACCUCCGAUGUGCGCUGCACCAACGGUGAACCCCCGGUUUUCGUCAAGCCGGAGAAAGUAGUUGGAGUGAUCGGGGCUUCGGGGAGUUCCGUCUCCAUCAUGGUAGCCAACAUCUUGAGGCUUUUCCAGAUUCCCCAGAUUAGUUACGCGUCCACGGCCCCCGAGCUCAGUGAUGACCGGCGCUACGAUUUCUUCUCCCGUGUGGUCCCACCGGAUUCCUUCCAAGCCCAGGCCAUGGUAGACAUCGUCAAGGCUCUGGGCUGGAACUAUGUGUCCACGCUCGCGUCUGAGGGAAGCUAUGGAGAGAAAGGUGUGGAAUCCUUCACGCAGAUUUCCAAAGAGGCAGGUGGGCUCUGCAUUGCCCAGUCGGUGAAAAUCCCCCAAGAGCGCAAAGACAGGACCAUUGACUUUGAUAGAAUUAUCAAACAGCUCCUGGACACCCCCAACUCCAGGGCCGUCGUCAUUUUUGCCAACGAUGAGGAUAUAAAGCAGAUCCUCGCAGCAGCCAAAAGAGCCGAUCAAGUGGGCCACUUCCUUUGGGUGGGAUCAGACAGCUGGGGAUCCAAAAUAAACCCGCUGCACCAGCACGAGGACAUCGCCGAGGGCGCCAUCACCAUCCAGCCCAAGAGAGCAACGGUGGAAGGGUUUGAUGCGUACUUUACAUCCCGUACCCUGGAGAACAAUAGAAGAAACGUGUGGUUUGCAGAAUACUGGGAAGAAAACUUCAACUGUAAAUUGACGAUUAGCGGAUCCAAAAAAGAAGACACAGAUCGCAAAUGCACAGGGCAGGAGAGAAUUGGCAAAGAUUCCAACUAUGAGCAGGAGGGGAAAGUGCAGUUCGUGAUCGACGCCGUGUAUGCCAUGGCCCACGCCCUUCACCACAUGAACAAGGACCUCUGUGCUGAUUAUCGGGGCUUGUGCCCAGAGAUGGAGCACGCCGGGGGUAAGAAGCUGUUGAAGUAUAUCCGCAACGUGAACUUCAAUGGAAGUGCUGGCACCCCGGUGAUGUUUAACAAGAAUGGAGACGCGCCUGGGCGCUAUGACAUCUUUCAGUACCAGACAACCAACACCACCAACCCUGGCUAUCGUCUGAUCGGGCAGUGGACGGACGAGUUACAGCUGAACAUAGAAGACCUGCAGUGGGGGAGAGGUGUCCGGGAGAUCCCCUCCUCCGUGUGCACACUGCCCUGCAAACCCGGCCAGAGGAAGAAGACCCAGAAAGGCACCCCAUGCUGCUGGACGUGUGAGCCCUGCGACGGAUACCAGUACCAGUUUGAUGAGAUGACCUGCCAGCACUGUCCCUACGACCAGAGGCCCAACGAGAACCGGACAGGCUGUCAGAACAUCCCCAUCAUCAAGCUGGAGUGGCACUCCCCCUGGGCGGUCAUCCCCGUCUUCCUGGCCAUGUUGGGCAUCAUCGCCACCAUCUUCGUCAUGGCCACCUUCAUCCGUUACAACGACACACCCAUCGUCCGGGCAUCCGGGCGCGAGCUCAGCUACGUGCUGCUGACCGGCAUCUUCCUGUGCUACAUCAUCACCUUCCUGAUGAUCGCCAAGCCCGACGUGGCCGUCUGCUCCUUCCGACGAGUCUUCCUGGGCUUGGGGAUGUGCAUCAGCUACGCGGCCCUGUUGACCAAAACCAAUCGGAUUUAUCGCAUCUUUGAGCAAGGUAAGAAAUCGGUGACUGCCCCCCGGCUCAUCAGCCCCACGUCCCAGCUGGCCAUCACGUCCAGCUUGAUAUCCGUGCAGCUCCUUGGGGUUUUCAUUUGGUUUGGCGUCGACCCGCCCAACAUCAUCGUAGACUAUGAUGAGCACAAGACCAUGAACCCGGAGCAGGCCAGGGGCGUGCUCAAAUGCGACAUCAGCGAUCUGCAAAUCAUUUGCUCCUUGGGGUACAGUAUCCUCCUCAUGGUGACCUGUACAGUGUAUGCCAUCAAGACUCGGGGCGUCCCGGAGAACUUCAAUGAGGCCAAGCCCAUCGGCUUCACCAUGUACACCACGUGUAUAGUGUGGCUGGCCUUCAUUCCGAUUUUUUUCGGGACAGCGCAGUCAGCAGAAAAGCUCUACAUACAAACUACCACGCUUACAAUCUCCAUGAACCUAAGUGCGUCAGUGGCGCUGGGAAUGCUGUACAUGCCGAAAGUGUACAUCAUCAUUUUCCAUCCUGAACUCAAUGUCCAGAAGCGGAAGCGAAGUUUCAAGGCGGUAGUCACAGCGGCUACCAUGUCAUCUCGGCUGUCACACAAACCCAGUGACAGACCCAACGGCGAGGCAAAGACAGAGCUCUGUGAAAACGUAGACCCAAACAACUGUAUACCACCAGUAAGAAAGAGUGUACAAAAGUCUGUUACUUGGUAUACUCUCCCACCAACAGUAUAGCUUUUGACUGCUUUCCAAAGGCCCUGCUGCAAAAAAGAAGUAUGUCAGUUAUAAUAACCUGGUUAUCUAGCCUGUUCCAUCCCAUGGUACCCUGAAGGAGGAAGACCCUCACUUAUUCUGUCACCCAACCUGGCAUAGGACUCUUUCGGUCCUGCGCGCUUCCCAACACCCGGAAGAGUUACCCAGGCCAGGAGACCAACGUUAGAGGAUCCAAGUGUUCUAAACAGCUGCUUCAUGAAAAUAUUGUUACUUUAUCUUGGCUUAAUAAGUCACUGGCAUCCACACUGCCAACUUGGCUGCAAUUCUGGACCUUCCCUUACCAAAGGGAGAGUUGAGACUCAAGUCCCAACCAGGCUCUUUAGGAGAAAUCGCUGAGAGCCAGAGGACCGAUCUGGGGCUGCCUUGUCUUUCUACGUAUGUAUUUCCAGGCUGCAAGGUUUUGAAAUUUUCUGUACAGUUUGUGAGGACUUUUGCACUUUUGCCAUCCGAUGUUGUACCUUGGUUCUCUGUUUGUUUUCGAAUGCCCUGUUUUCAUAGAGCACCUAUUCUCUCAGAUGGUGGAAUCUUUGGGGAAGUUUUAAAAUAAAAAAAAAAAACUCAUAAAAGUGAUCUCGGCAGACACUGAAAAAAAAAUCCCUCCACAUACAUCUGUACAUGACUGUAUAAUUCUGAUAUAGAACCACUGCAAAUCACAUUAUUUUUUUUAAAACAACAAAAAAAAGAUAUUUAAAGACCAAAAACUGUGCUGGGAAAGUAGACUCCACCUAUCUCUGCUACACGGUAGGUUACACAGAAGGAAAGUAUCGGCCGAAUGGAAGCGAGGUCUUGAUCUUCGGAAUGCAUGUCAGUAAUGUAUUUUUACAGUACAUGUUAAUAAUUUACGUUGGCUAUUUGUAUUUGUGUUCUCUUUCGUUAUUUUCAUUAGGGUAUAUGGGUAUUUUGCAAUAAUUUGAAUAAUUAUUAAGCUAUUUGGAGGAAAGAAUAUGGAUUUUUCACGUCUUGAGGUUUUGUUCAUGCGCCCCCCCAUGACUGAACAGUGUGACAAGAACAAAAAGCAUGUAUGUUUUUUACUGUUUGUAAUAAGUACUUUCGUUAAUCUUGCUGCUUAUGUGCCAAUUUAGUGAAAAAAAGUUUCCCUUGCUGAAAACAAAAAAUUCCCUCUUUCCAUUCUCUUUCGAUUCUGUGGUAUUGUCCAAGAAUGUAUCAAUAAAAUACUUUGGUUAACUUUUU